CCUCCAUCAGCCCCGAAUCCCGCACAUACAUUCUCAUACCUAUCGUCCAGCCAAUGGCACGCAUUUACCUGGACUCGGCUAACGAAACGGUGAUAUCUCAACAACCGGGCUUGGUAUCGGAGAAGAAAUUAGAAUGGAGACUGGCGCCCGCAAACACAAAAGUACUUCGGCUGCUAUCGUCUGACUCAGCGAUGCCCGUUGCGCAUCGUCGCACUCAUUAUGGUCAGGAUAACAAGCCGAACCUCGUACUCCGAGAUGGAUAUAAGACAAGCACAUCGAGAGCAGGCGGUACACUUCCUGUUUCGGGAAGCCUCAGUGCGUCGGUAUUCUUGGCUGCAAUAUCCUAUACAGUCUUGGUGACUCUUCCGCACGGGCCGUCCUUAAUGCUGGUUAUUUCUACUACUGCAGGAACUAAGCAAUUGAGCGGCAAGUCAACUUUCACUACGUCUACUGGGGUCGAGCAGCCGACCACCUCCGACCACCUGUGUCUUCGGCGUUUGCGAAACUACAGCUCUUGGAGAUCCCUAGAAGCACACAGCUAUCAGCUGUCCUUGAAGCCAUACUGGUCGAAGCUCCUAAGAGAUGUGAUCAGGACGAUUCUCUCGAAAAGGCAUGGGUUUGUCCAGAAUUUGCUUCAGCGCGGCCUCAACGUCUCCCUAGCCAUCCCCUGGCCAGGUGGUAGAAGGCAGUCUACUCCUAUACGUAUCAGCAUAACAACCAGCGCUCUUCAGAUGCGGCGCAGCAAAACCCUUUUGGCAAUAAUUUGGGACCGUUAUAUUUGGACGCGUGGAAACUUCGGCGUUUAA
Molecule: messenger RNA, 806 nt
Organism: Desarmillaria tabescens
Lineage: Eukaryota; Fungi; Basidiomycota; Agaricomycetes; Agaricales; Physalacriaceae
Exons: 7
Coding region: 54-806 (250 amino acids)
Source: RefSeq, a predicted model, not a curated record